Messenger RNA from Coregonus clupeaformis (lake whitefish), 2421 nucleotides. Its product is annotated as guanine nucleotide-binding protein G(I)/G(S)/G(O) subunit gamma-4. The transcript has 3 exons. Gene Ontology annotation, cellular component: heterotrimeric G-protein complex. The record is from RefSeq and is a predicted model, not a curated record. NCBI's taxonomy places the organism in Eukaryota, Metazoa, Chordata, Actinopteri, Salmoniformes, Salmonidae. The coding region runs from base 828 to 1055 and encodes 75 amino acids. Gene Ontology annotation, molecular function: G-protein beta-subunit binding. Gene Ontology annotation, biological process: G protein-coupled receptor signaling pathway.
UCUGAUUCAGCGAGUAUCCUAACUGCUGUUCCCUUUCCAAGCUGGACCAAUUUGGGAAACCCACGAUGAUGUCAAAGCGGUUCAAACCGGGAUUCCUCUCCCGUCCCCGGUGCGCUCUGCUCUGUUGCUCUACUGCAAUACUGGGGCAAAUUGAAAAUGCGGCGGGUGCCAUUUUCACACGCAUGGGUGUAGAAGGGAAGUACUAAUAUUGGAGGGGAGGGAGAGCGCAAGAUGGACGGGGUUCAUUAAGGUAUUUCAUCCAGAAUACAGUACAAGCAAAGGCGAUUUAUGUGGCGAUUUUUUUCUACCGCGCACUGAAAUCGUGAUACUGUAACGGUUCAGUGUUCCAUACCCCCCGCGCCAAGCAAUCGGUCCUUGCUGCUUCAGCACCUGGAGACAGAGGUUCUUGCAGCGUAUUUCCUUGUCAUAGCGAGGUCUCCCCCAGCUGCUUAAUUCUCUCUCCUCCAGAUCCAGCUGCUACCCUGGAGCUCUGACUGACAGUACACACGGACCCGACGCGACCGCGACACAACCAUCCCUCCUCAAACGGAAUAUGCGUAAACGCACGGCACAUUUUUUGGGAGAGAUGCGGCACAACCACAGCAAGCGGCUGAUGAGACAAUAGCCUAUAUCUCACCAUCAACAAUAAUACAUAUUGUGCUUCGUGGUUCGUCAUCAUUCCAUCCGGUCUGCAACGUUCCGGGGUUUCCUUUUCGAGAUUGUUCAUCCCCCUCGGUGUGAUAUUUGACAGGUCCCUUUGUUGGGUGGAGUCAAAUCCGGAAUUCUAGAUAUUGGAAUCAUCACUGGCAUCAUUUCAGGUCAUCAUCAUGAAGGACGGUGUUGUCAACAACAGCACAGCCAGCAUCUCCCACGCCAGGAAAGCUGUGGAACAACUCAAGAUGGAGGCUUGUAUGGACAGGAUAAAGGUGUCGAAAGCGGCAGCAGACCUGAUGGCAUACUGCGACGCCCACAUACGCGAGGACCCCCUCAUCGUGCCUGUGCCCGCCUCGGAGAACCCCUUCCGGGAGAAGAAGUUAUUCUGCACCAUCCUCUGAUGCCCAAUAGGGGGCAGACCAGCCUUAGGCCGGGCCCUGGUUCAGGCGUGGAAUAACACCUGGCAUCUCCUCUUCUGUCUUCACUGUACCUGAAGCUAACAACACGCUGUGAAACUAACCAGGAAGUGACUACCCUUUCAGCCUUGUAGUUUUUCAACUUUUAGAUUAUUUUUUUCUCCUAAUGGUCUUCAAGCGCAAAAAAAACAUAUGAAAAUGUUCUUCAUUAAAAAAUCUUCAUAAAAAGGCAUCUGGUCGAAGUAAAUUCAUCUACAAAACACGAAUAUAAUUAUACAUAUCACGAAUGUUAUGAUAUAAUAUUGAAGCCCGUUCAAAAGAUUAUGGAACAGUAUCCUGAAGUAAAAUGGAAGUGAUCAUCCCUUUCACAGCGAACUGACGUUACCCUAACCACCCCUACCGAUUACUACCACUGGAGUAACAUCUUACUGGCUGCUGUUGUUGUUGGUCAGCUCUGUCCCUGGUGGCUGAAGGGGUGGCGUGUUGGUGGGGAUAGAUACCUUUACAUCUGGCAACCCAGUGACAUCUGGCAACCCAGUGACAUCUGGCAACCCAGUGAGCUUGUUUGAGUGUUAAAGUCCCACUCCAGCUAUUUGGGAACUUUUCCCUUUGAAAAACAAUAUUUCCAAGUAUAAAUACAUUAAAGUACAAAAAAAAAGAAAACAAUGUUUUUUUUGUUGUUGACACAAUUGUGAAAUUCAAAGGUUUGGCAGUUCAAGGGGUUGGUCUGAUGCUGCGCUCUGUUAUCGGCCCCUUGCUAGCUGGAACAAUAGAGGAGCAAUUGAGGACAAAAGAGAAAGGCCCACCCCCUCCACACUGUCAUGAGGAUACCUGGAGCACCUAUUGAGAUGGAACCUCUGUUAAGUAAAUCAGGUGAUAAAUGAGGUUCUAGGGAGGCUGGAGUGGCUCUUCAAAGUCUGCUAUAUCUUUGAUUGGUUGGUUAUUAUUGCUUAGGGUUGCACAAUUCUGGUAGCUUUCCCAAAAUUUGCCGGUUUCCUAGGAAUCUUCCAACAAUGAUUUCUGGAAAACCGGCAAAUUUGGAGAAAGUUAUCAGAAUUUUGCAACCCUAUUAUUGCUAAUUUGUUGGUUGUUAGAGAACAUCCUUGUUUAGUGCUUUAUUAUGGCAUGAUGAGAGAACAUUUUUAUUAUGAACAUGUCUUUUCUUUUGUUGUGCUAGAUGAUUUUAUUUACAUGCCUCAGGAAACAAACAAACAAACUUUUUUUUUUUAAAUUGUUUUAUUUGAUAUAGUCUUUAAUCUUGAAUUUUGAACCUAUAUUCUUUGAGUAUGUACCCAUGAUGUGUAUAUAGCAUGUUAGUUCCCACUCUCCAUUUCUCCAUACCAACAUAGCG